ACCUAGUCGCUGAGGCGCGGAAGAUGUCGCAGUAGAUGUGCUGGUCCGACAACAAACAGAUCGAUGUGAGCGCCAUAGUAACCACGGCAACGCACUUCGCACACGGCCAUGGCUUUCUAAAGCAUACAAGUACAUCUGGGCCCGGCUGUUGAAGAGUGCAAUAGUCAAGAUGGGGCGGUUCAAGUGGCUGUUCCUCCUGUGUCUGUUCAUCACGCUCGGCUUCGUGUCGUUUUCCUAUCUACGCAGGAGUCCGGCUGAACUGGGCGGCGCAUCGCACUGGGCAUCAAGUAUUUACAACAACCUGCCUCGGUACGAAGUCAGUCGUUUUAAGGGUGUUUUGGACACAAUCGAUCGCCAUAACCCUACGACAACACCGGAGGAGGCAAGAAGAAGUUCGGAAACGUCGGAGAAUGACUCUAAAGCGAAAGUUGCUUCAACCCCAUCCAAGAAGCUGGUCAAACAAAGUGUCCAGCGCACAACCAAACAACCUCAGACUGUAAACAUAACAGACAGCGGAAAAUCUCAGUCCUCGAAUGAAAAUCAGACCGUGUUGGACGUAAACAACAACAAAACAGGCAAGGAUAAACCCCUGAUAGUCGACACGGGAAAGAAUCGGACGGAAACGACGCCGAAACCCGCGGAAAGUGGAACUCCACUGCCGCCUACAGUGCCUCCAGCCAAGCGGGACCCAAAAUGGUUUCUGAGUGACGACACCUACACAAAAUCGAAAUGCCCCAGUGCAAUGCGGAAGAACCCAGAGAAGGUUCCAGAAGGAUUAAAGUUGAUUCCUGACAUCCCCGUACUGAUGUGGAACGAACACAUCAACCCUGAGGAGUACGCCAGGCUAUCACAGUUCAAAAUGAACUACGGCUGGAAAGACUUACCUUACGCAGAUAUCAAGAACUGUCUCCGUCACUUGAACACGUCUGCCCACCGCUACAUGUUCCCCGGCUGGACGCCUGACCAUGCCGGCUGUAUCCGGUGUGCUGUUGUCGGGAACGGGGGGAUCCUGAGGGGGUCUGGCAAGGGGAAGGAGAUAGACGGACACGACUUUGUCUGGAGAGUGAACGCCGCCAUGACAGAGGGAUUCGAAGAGGAUGUCGGGACGAGAACGUCGUUUUACUUUCAUGACAUCAACACCAUGAAGAACUCGCAGGCAUCAGCGCGGAAAUUUGGCUACAAACACCCGCCACAGGACAAGGACACGAUAUAUACCACCAUUUCCUCGGGUAUAAGAGACUACGUGUACUUUGACGCCGCCAUGAGUUGGAAGCCAGUGGAGUCAGGACGAGACAAAAGCAAGGCGCCCCCGUCUCAGUACGGUGAAAAACCUGCGAAUACGAAGUUCCGGAUGCUCCACCCUGACUUCAUGAGAUAUCUCAAGUACCAUUGGUUGGACUCUCCACGGAGACGAGGAAGCAACAUCUACCGUCCCACUACCGGCGGCUCCAUGCUACUGACCGCCCUGCAUGUCUGUGACGUUACGGACGUCUAUGGCUUCAUCACCGCCGACCACACAAAGUACAACGAUCACUACUACGAGACAGACUGGCACAAAGUCGUGUUUUACGCCAAUCAUGAUUUCCAGAUGGAAAUAGAAAUAUGGGAUAAACUAGACAAAGCAGGAAUCAUGAACUUGUACAGGGGGAACAUAACUCCAGCAGCUAGAAAACGUAAAAAGUGAAAAUAAAGUCUUGGAGUCAGAUGGAGCUAGAAUAGGAAGGAUUUCAUGCAAGGGAACAUAGCAAUAUGUAUUUUACACAAACGGAAAUAGUAAAAGGUCCUGCAUAGCAGAACUUGUAUUAUUUAAACGGCACGCGUUACUUGAAAUUAACUGGCUAUUUCUAUCCACAGAACCUUUUAAUGUAGUACGACGGAGCUGAGAUGUUGAGACAAUAUUUACGCAUCUUUUUAUAUAAGAGUCCUAUCUUUCAAGGCGACUAUGUAUAUUUGGCAUUGUACAGCACACAGGUUGUAUAUUUGUAUGAGAAUGAUUGUACACUAGUACACGAUUUGUAUAUUUGUAUGAGAAUACUAGUGGUGGGAGAACAGUGAUGUAAAUGUAGAUUUUGUCGCGAAGAUGUUGCCAUGUUAUAAAAUAUCAUGAACAACAUAUUUCAUGUUGGCUUUCCAUCUUAUGUAUGUUAUUUUCUAUCCAUUUUUUAUUCAGAUACGUCUCCGAGGAUUGUAUUUAGUGAGGAUUGUAUUUAGUGAUCUUAUUGCCACUGUGCGGCAUUGUAAGUUGCUUAUGAUCAUGUAUUAAAUUGUAUGACAUCAAUAAAGAAAACAUUCCAGUCUUA
Molecule: messenger RNA, 2300 nt
Organism: Branchiostoma belcheri (Belcher's lancelet)
Lineage: Eukaryota; Metazoa; Chordata; Leptocardii; Amphioxiformes; Branchiostomatidae
Product: alpha-N-acetylgalactosaminide alpha-2,6-sialyltransferase 2-like
Exons: 9
Coding region: 170-1684 (504 amino acids)
Molecular function (GO): sialyltransferase activity
Source: RefSeq, a predicted model, not a curated record